Molecule: messenger RNA, 2877 nt
Organism: Radiomyces spectabilis
Lineage: Eukaryota; Fungi; Mucoromycota; Mucoromycetes; Mucorales; Radiomycetaceae
Exons: 5
Coding region: 1-2877 (958 amino acids)
Biological process (GO): mRNA processing
Cellular component (GO): nucleus
Molecular function (GO): RNA binding
Source: RefSeq, a predicted model, not a curated record
AUGUCGUACGGCUACAAAAGCAGAAACGAAGAUUACGAGGACGAUAGUCGAACGGCGCCGGUCGAAAGCUUUGUCGUCUUUGGUACUGCCUUUCCUGAACAAACGGAAAAAGACCGACGAGCCGGGGUAAGCGAUGCAGGACAAUUCGUCCCCGUGUGGAAACAAGAAGCCAGAGACGAAAAAGGUCGAAGACGAUUCCACGGUGCGUUUACAGGCGGCUUUUCUGCCGGUUACUUUAAUACAGUAGGAUCAAAAGAAGGAUGGCAGCCUUCGAAUUUUGUUUCGUCCCGAUCGUCCAGAAACCAACAGCGAGAACUGCGACCAGAGGAUUUCAUGGAUGAAGAAGAUUUGCAGGAAUUAGCUGAUGCUCGAAAGCUGGUGGCGACGGAAGAGUUUGAUAUCUUGGGUGGCACCGAGAAAGAAAUGGCGGCUCGGCGACAACAGCAGCAGGAAGAUGAGGCGAGAGGUGGCACACUUGGAUUCUUAGGAAGCAGUUUAAUGAAUCUGAUCGGACCCUCCAAGGAUUCGGUGGGGAUCAAACUGCUACGUAAAAUGGGCUGGAAACCUGGCCAAGGCAUCGGGCCUCGCUUAUCACAAAAACAAAAACGAGACUUGGGUGAAGAUGAGGAGGAGGACGACGACGACGCUAUGCUUAAUGUCACCUUUGCACCGCGCGAUACCCCCAUUGUGGAUUUCACCAAUAAAACCAACGCUCACGGUCUCGGUUACGACAUUGAAAAGUACGUGCCUCAAGUAGCUGAGAUGCGACGACUCCGAGAUUUGAAAGGAUCAAGAGAGACCGACGAAACGUUCGGAGGCACGCAACGGUCUGCGUUUGGUGUGUUACAGGGCGGUGGCGCAGGAGGAUUCGGUGUAGGCACGUUUGAAGACGAAGAUGAAGAUAUGGAUGUCUACGGCGAUUCAAAACUGCGAGACUACCACCAUUCGCUCUACGACGAUGACAUGGAUCAAGACCGAGAAAUAACAAGCACAAAACGUCGACAUACUGAAUCAAAAGACGACAAUGUCUCCAAGAAACGGUGCACAGACGGAAGAUAUCCACUCAAAGGAUUUAUUGUCUCGAUCCAAGCACAACAACUAGGCAAAUGGUAUCCACCACCCACGGUUCCGGCUGAUUUUGAUGAACGAAAAUCGGUGAUCUCUGUAGAAGGAUCGACGGCUGUGGCUGCACCACAGUACGGACUGACUUCGGAUGAGCGGGGGGCAAUGUUGGGUGAGAAGCCGAUUGAAGCACGAUCUGUUUUCGAUUACAUGCCGCAGCGAUCCAAAGAUCAAUUGGACACAGUCUUGAAAUUCGUUAUCGACUCCGGUAAAGACCGAUCCAAGCUGGCCGAUUUUCCUACCAUCACAAAAGAAGUGGCCAAUCUGGCCCUUCGCGGUUUCAUGCCGUACGGUGACAAUCCCAAUAAACAAGGGCGGUAUCGUGCGUACCUGGAGAACCAAGCCGGUCUGUUGAGCGAAGAUGGGAUCCCCAAGGACAGCUUACCCAUCCCGGAAGGAUUGACGUAUGAACAGGGCAUGAAAGAACUAGACGAGUUUGCCAAAGCGGCUCGCAUUUUCCGGCCCGUGAGUGCCAUGAUGCAAGGACGAUUCGCCUCGGCUCGAGGUGCAACGAGUACCCUCGAUCAACCCUCGUCCAUGGGUGGUCUGAAAACCGAGUCGGAAUGGCGUAAAGAAAAAGAAGAACGAGAAAAGCACGAAGUCAAGGCACCUCAGAAAGAGUUAUCUCAAGAAGCGCAAGCGGCCGCCAUGAAAAUGUUUGGUCAGCUCACACGAAAGGUCAAACCAUUUUAUCCUGCGCGAUUGGUAUGCAAACGAUUCAACGUUCGUAAUCCUCAUCCCCAUCAUGAUCCAAAUGCUUCAGCCGGUGAUCUGAGUCGGACCCAAGCGGGAUCUCGUGAAGCCUUGAGCGAGCAGUCGAUGGAACAUAUGUUGAAAGAUCGCGUCCCAGCUCCGCCUAAACCUAUCGAACAUGAUCCAGCAUUGAGUGCUGUUAUACCCAAACCUUCAGAACGUACCAAAGACAAUGCCGAGCAAGCACCUACGGAUGUUGGCAUUCCACAAACGACGCCUGGAUCCAUGCCGCCGGCAGAUGGACCAGCCUUGGAUUAUGAACGUCCGUCGAUGGAUAUAUUCAAAGCUAUUUUUGAAAACUCGGAGGAUGAAGAUGAAGAAGAACAAGACUACGAGGCCGGAGCGCUAGCUGAAACAGGGGUUUCUGCGAAACAGUCAUCCACCGCACCAUCGUCAACAGCCAUGGAAGAAGAAGAGGACGACGAUUUUGUUGGACCACCUCUACCGCCACCGCCAGAACCCGAGCCAAAGUCUGAACCGGCUCAACCCUUCCGUCCCAUGUUCAUAUUGCCAACGGAGCGCAACAAAAGUAGUACAGGAGCAACCUCAUCAGGUAUGCCAUCGGUUGUUUCUGAAGAGAUCGUUGUGCAACCUUUCAGGUCUCGUACAGAUCGGGAUCGGUUAAAGCGGCGUCACGUCUCCGUGAGCGAUGAAGAAAGCAGAGAAGAAAGCGAGGAAGAAGAAGAUCAUGAUGAUCGAAGAAGGCAUAGCCGUAGCCGAUCCAAACAUCGAAAACGUAGCCGCAGCAGAGAGCGACAUCACAAGAAAGACAAAAAGAAGAAGAAGGAUAAACACCGUCACAAACAUAAGCGAAGUUCAUCUCGGCGACAUGCCAGUUCCGAUGAAGAAGAUACAACCAAAAGAUUGAUCGAGGAAGCAGAAUGGGUGGAGAAGGAACCGUCUACUUCAUUGGCCGAAUCACGGCGAGAGAAACCGAAAGAUCAAGGAGGAGACAGUAGCCAUCGUCAGCGGCAACGUAUGCGGGCGGUCGACUUUUGGUAA